AUGGCGCUUUCAUCACUCAUUUUACUCUCUUUACCUCUGAAUAUCCUGGGUAAGAGUAUCCCGCGCCAGGUGCCUGGUGCUGAUGACACAUGCACCAUUACCAGAGUACUUCCUCAAACGGUGAUCACCAGUAUCGCACCACUUCAGACCUUCUUUCUUCCGAACCAACAGGGCCCUAAUGCCGCUCUUCCCAGUUCAGGCUCUACAAAUGGUCCGGAAGGCCCAGGAGGUCCUGGCGGUGAGAGCGGCAAUCUUCCCGGUAGUGUGAACGGGCCCAACAUACCUAGUGGAGAAGGCGGCCUCCGCGGCCAUCCUGGCUCUGCUGGAGGUCCUGGGUCGGUGAACGGGCCUGAUGGACUGGGCUCCGGACCUGAAUCUGGAGGCCCCUGGGGAGGAUCUUGGGGUUCCGGGCCCGAGGGGCCAUGGGGUGUUGCGCCCUGGGCCCGGGGCGGGCCUGGCGGCUACCCUGGGACUGCGCCUCCUUACACGACCGUCUAUCCCAUUACCGUCGACUACUUUGGUCCCAACGGUCUCGAACAGAGGACGUACCUGGCCACCGAGCUCUGCCCCACCUGGCCAUGUCACCCUUCCACUGGUUGCCCAAACGGGUUCACGACCUCGGCGGCGACCUGCACCGCCUGCGGCCCCAAGCCCACGACGGCCGUCCUCACAGUUCCCUGCGAAGGGACACCCGCAGUCGCCAUCACUGCGUACGAGCGCGUUUACGAUUACUUCUGUCCUACUGGCCUGGCCUCCAGCACCUACAGCAUCACCCAGACCUGUCCCGAGACAGGCGCAUGCCAGACGCCUGCCCCUGAUGUGGUGCCGCCUGCCUUCACGGCUGUGAAAUCUGUCUGCGCGUCCGCGUGCGGGCCGUCACCCGUCACCGCCACCUUGACCGUGCCAAUCAACUCGGGCACAGGGCUUCCCAACCCGAUGUCAUGCGCUGGGGCCAACUGCGGGCCCGCCACGACCGCUCCCACUGUGUACUAUGCCGGGGCACCGGCAGGUAGUCAUGCUGCUUUCGGGCUCUUGGCUACGGUCGUGUUUGUUCCACUUCUCUUUGCCAUGCUCUUAUAA
Messenger RNA from Thyridium curvatum, 1080 nucleotides. RefSeq lists its product as uncharacterized. Bases 1 to 1080 code for a protein of 359 amino acids. Lineage: Eukaryota; Fungi; Ascomycota; Sordariomycetes; Thyridiales; Thyridiaceae. The transcript has a single exon. The record is from RefSeq and is a predicted model, not a curated record.